Molecule: messenger RNA, 3091 nt
Organism: Xylaria bambusicola
Lineage: Eukaryota; Fungi; Ascomycota; Sordariomycetes; Xylariales; Xylariaceae
Exons: 4
Coding region: 526-2718 (730 amino acids)
Cellular component (GO): cytosol
Molecular function (GO): NADPH-hemoprotein reductase activity; flavin adenine dinucleotide binding; FMN binding
Source: RefSeq, a predicted model, not a curated record
GUAGCCUUCACGAUCAGACCUUCGCUGCAGAUCUUCGUUUUUGAUCUACGCAGCAAGGCCUUCAGCACGAGCCUUCAAGACCUACCUACUAUCAGGCUAUUAUGUACCUUAAUCUGUAAGUCUUCGCUUUAGAGACUGGGCUCACUAAGUACCUACUGAAAGGCUUUUUCGUGCCCAGGUAAUCUGUUACCUAGGUAGAGGUACAUAGGUAGACCAGUUGGACACCUAGCCACACCUAGCCACACCAGACUGCAUAUAAGCUUUCGCCACAGCUUGCCCGAUGGGACUACCUAGGUACCUAUAUGUACCUAGGUAGGUACAGUAUGCAUGCACCAUGACAUAAGCCUGCCCAGUUCCAAGGACGAGAGACAUCUAAAGAUCCAGAAGUGCAUGUAGCUACUUAAGGUAGACCACAGACGGAAGAAGAUAAUGCGGAAGACGAGGCUACUCAUAAAUCCAGCGGUUAUUUGAGUGCACGACUACCUUACCCCACCUUGCGAAUCUUCUAAUCUUGCGUUUCUACCCAUGGCCAUGGAUGAGCCUACUAUUGUCCGGAGCGAUGAAGACCAUACCCUCGGCCAUCGAAAGAUUCUCAUUCUCUAUGGAUCCGAGACGGGGAAUAGUGAAGAGUCCGCCGGCGACAUCGAGCGUCUCGCGCGGAGGCUCCAUUUUCAGACCGUUCUUGAAGAGAUGGACGACGUCGAGCUAAGCGACCUCCUACAAUACCCCUUCGUCGUCUUCGUUGUUUCCACUACCGGCCAAGGAGAACUGCCAAAAAACGCUCGCAAAUUUUGGAAGAGCCUACUGCGCAAGCGACUUCCACCUAACUGUCUUCGCCAGCUCAACUUCACCACUUUUGGUCUUGGUGAUAGCUCAUAUUUCCAGUAUAAUUGGGCUGCAAGAAAACUCCACAAGCGCCUUGAACAACUUGGUGCUGUUGAAUGCUUGCCUCGUGGCGAGGCUGAUGAGCGACACGAAGACGGCAUCGACGGGACCUUUUUGGCGUGGUGUCUUACUCUACGAACAUAUCUUGAAAAGGUCUUCCCAUUACCUCUCGGCUUGUCGCCAAUACCGUUGGAUGUUCAGCUCACUCCCAAGUUUACCAUUCGGCUAGUAGAAGAAGACAGAGUUACUGACUCCGAAUAUGAAAAAAUGCCCAGGUCUAAGAUUGAGAUUGACAACCAUGGCCGAAUUCUCGAUAGAGAAGCAGCCAUUUAUAGCCAUGUGGAUCAUUUACCUCGUCUCAAUACACUGAGGUAUGAGCAUGAAGUCGAAGGCCGAAUGCCAGAGCAGCACAUUAUGGCUCGUGUAUCGAAUAAAACGGCAACGAAUUGGCCCGGCGGUGUAGACAUACUUGACAGGCCCAAUGUAUUGAGAGAUAUUCCAACGAAAUAUUCUCUUGACGACUCGACUACAAGCCUAGACGAGAGCCCCCCUACUGCGAUACUCCCCAUACCUAGGUCGUGGGAGGCCAUGGUAACUGCAAAUGACCGACUGACUCCUGGUUCUCAUUGGCAAGACGUUCGACAUGUUGUCUUACGGGUUAGCGAACGCCUUGAUGAAGACGACUGCUCUGGCAAAAUUUGCGAUUAUGACAUAGAUAGAGACACUGGCAGGCUUGUUUAUAGACCUGGUGACGUGGCAGUCAUUUAUCCGAAAAACUUCACGCAGGAUGUUCAGACUCUUAUUGACAUCAUGGAUUGGGGAGACUUUGCGGACCGAACGUUUGAACAUAUCCCGGAAAGUGAUGAUAUCCCCCGCAAAAAACCCAGGCAUUGCUUUCCACUGAAGCACAGUACGCUGCGGGAUCUUCUGACCCAUAACUACGAUAUCACCUGUAUACCUAGACGUACGUUCUUCAUGGAAAUCGCUCACUACACGGAAGACACAACGCACAAAGAAAGGCUCAGAGAGUUUGCUGAUCCUAGGCAUUCUGAUGAGUUUUGGGACUAUACGUCUCGACCACGCCGAUCCAUACUUGAGGUCCUCCAAGACUUCCCAAGCGUUCGAAUCCCUUACCAACACAUCCCAUCGGUCUUCCCCGUCAUCCGCGGCCGGGAAUACAGUAUUGCAAGUGGUGGAUAUUUAAUGAACGAUUAUCGGCACCACGAUGACACCGUUAUAGACCUAGCAGUUGCUUUGGUCAAGUAUAAGACAGUGUUGCGCAAGACCAGGCAAGGCCUUUGCUCUCGCUACAUUGCCUCCUUGAAGCCCGGCACUAAAAUUAACAUUAAAAUUAUAUCCCAUAAGGUCCCAAGCAUAAUUCUUAAUCCGCUUACGCCACUUCUCGCUAUUGCCCCAGGCACGGGCAUCGCACCUAUUCGUGCUCUUCUUCACCACCGUGCGGCAAUCAUUAAGAAACACCAAGUUGAGGACACCACUAGAGACAUCCUAUUUUAUGGCGGCAGAAAUCGCUCGGCCGACUUUUUGUUCGAGAGUGACUGGAAGAAGCUGGAUACCAACGUUUUCACAGCAUUCUCGAGAGACCAAACAUCCAAAAUAUAUGUCCAGGAUCGUCUCCUUGAAAAUUAUAAACAAGUCUGUGAGUGGCUUGCCAAAGGGUGCGCCAUUUGCUUAUGCGGAAGCUCUGGGAAAAUGCCUGAGGCUGUCAGGGUUGCUUUAUACGACUGUAUGGUCAAGGGAGAGCUUGCGACUGAUCGUGAAGAUGCGAAGAGCAAAUUUCACAAAACCUUUGUGUUCUGGGAAGAGGUUUGGUAAGGGCUAUAUAACUGUGGUUAGAAAGGGGACGAAGGCAAGGCGUUAUGUUAGAGGUUGAGUUACUCCUAGACCUGAAAAGCGUGGCUGGUUGGGUCCAGUGACCUUCAGCGCAGCCAGUGAGACGGAUGCGAACAUGUGUAUCUGUAAUGUAUAGAAAGACUGGUCCCCCAAUGGUGCCAUUUUACUCUAGUUUAGCAUAUAACGUACCCAGAUUGCCUUGGUACGUGAGGUCCAGUGAGAUUGGAGAGUAUCUACCUUCUUCCCUACCCAAAUAGAUUUCAAGACUGAUAGAUCCUUCCGGAACUUCAUCGACUUGGUUGCUCACCUUAAUUCGUAGUCAUAUCAAGUUGAAUAAUAUCAAGAGAAGCAUGCC